Molecule: messenger RNA, 624 nt
Organism: Paramecium tetraurelia
Lineage: Eukaryota; Ciliophora; Oligohymenophorea; Peniculida; Parameciidae
Exons: 2
Source: RefSeq, a predicted model, not a curated record
AUGUUAGAAAAAUCAAAAAUUAAAUAAAUACUUCUUGACAAAUCUCUAGGUUAAAUUCUAAAAGUCGAUAGACCCAUAGAAUCUAUUUAAAAAGAUGAGGAUAUUACACCAUUAAAAUCAUUUAGCCAACAUUUUCAUACAACAGCAGGAAGAGAGUUUGUCUCCAUUCCCUGUUUUAAAACCAGAAUUGAUUAAAAUUCUGAUUCGAAUUGGAAAUUUAUACGCCCGCGUACUCCCUCUAUAUCAUUUAAUUGCAAGCCUAGGGUCACUAUCUUUGAUGAGAAGAGAGACAUUUCUCAAUAACAAGGACUCAACAUUUCUCUAUCCUGGGAACCAAUUCAGAAACCUAUCCCCUUAAACAAGUAAACCAAGAGAAAACCUUGGUUCACUUUAUAAGUUCUUCAUGAUCCAGUUGCCGAUUACUAAAAACCUAAACCUAUUUGCUUUGUUAAUUAUACUAAAGCUACAUAUAAUAAAGAAAGACCCAAAUACAAUCAUCAAAUAGAUGACGGCAAAGUGGCACAAACGUAUUUAAAAUUGAAACCUAAUUUCUAAAGAAGAUAUAUUGACUUUUCUAAAUUGGUAAACAGAAAAAAUGCUUCUCCUAGUUUAAUUAAAUUUUGA